Messenger RNA from Xyrichtys novacula (pearly razorfish), 6800 nucleotides. The record is from the annotation of a GenBank genome assembly. NCBI's taxonomy places the organism in Eukaryota, Metazoa, Chordata, Actinopteri, Labriformes, Labridae.
GAGAACUCCAGUCGAUAGGGGGCGGUAGAGCGGCCCGGAGUUGCCCGCGAACAGCAGGUCACACACAAAGAAGAAACAACUGUCUGUCCUGUUGCAACCAUUCAUUUCAGUGCUGGAGGACUGACUGAACGUGUUGGGGAAGUUUGUGGCGCACGUCGCUCCAGGUAAGUGCUCGUUCAUUGGCAUUAACGUUUUACAUCCGUAAUUUUUAAAACAUUUGGAUACGAAUCUAACAGUAGUCUGAGGAUAGCUGCUCACUAGCUUCGUGGACUGAGGUUUCUUGGUCAGCUCGUUGUAGAGUAAGCACUACGGUACUUUUUGUACAAGCAAGGUGACAGGAUGACAUGCAGUUAACAAAUGUAAGGAGUUAGACUCAAAGCAUUUACGUACAUGGUGAAAUAUAGUUAAUUUAAGGCUUACAUUUUGAGUGUGUGUCAUGCUAUGUCGAGCUAAAUCCCUGAACACUGUAACAGAAAUGAUUUAUGACCUUAAAGUUGAAGUUUGGCUUUUCUUGACCAACGCACUGAAUAAUGUUCAUAAAUGAGAUACAUGAGAUCAAGCCUUUAACACUUAAUCAUCAUUCUUCAUACCAGUAAACUCAGAUAUUGUCUUAUUGUUACUCUGCUAUAAAUCCCCAUGUGUAUAACUAACUCAUUUGUUGUUAUCUUUGGCAGGAAAUAUUCCACUACUUCUCAGAAACUCAAAAAUCUGCAGUGUGUUUAUUCAGCGCUGAGCUGCUGUUUAGAGAAGCAGCAUCAUGCAUGCCUGAUCACUUUUAAUGGUGACUGAGCUGAGUUGAAAUCCAAAAGGCUUAAAGUUUGGCUUUGCUGGUGAACUAUCAAAACAGAGCCUUGCCCUCCUACCUUUGUUAUUUUCCUGUGCUUUCUCAACCUGACUCUCUUUCUAACCCUCUGUGUCUCCCAGGGUAAAGAUGCAGACACCAGCUGAAUCCAUCCUCCACAGUGGCUAUUUCCACCCAACACUUCGACACUGGCAGACAUGUGCUGCGGACUUAAGACCUGACAAUCUUAUCUACCCAAUCUUCAUCACGUAAAUGCAAUUUGUCUGUUUCUCGCAAUAAACAUGAACAACGGAGGAGGAAAAACGGAACAUGAUCUUCUCCAUAAUAAUCCUGUUUUUGUUAUGAUCUGCUGCAGAGACAGUGAGGAUGCAGUGGAGCCCAUUGGCAGCUUGCCUGGACAAGCGAGGUAAGAGUCAUGGCGGCACAACACAAACGUAUACAUUACAUUUAUACUACACAAACACACAGAGCCACACCACAACUGUGAUCCCACUGAGGGUGUUGUCUUCUGAUAAAGGCAGUAAAGCAGGGUGGACCCAGAUCCAAGCGCUGGACCUGGACCAAGAUAAGAAGAAAAUCCGUUAUAUCUAUAUUCCUCGAAAAAAUAAAAACCAAAUUUUUGUUUGAAACUGUAUUUGUGUUUUACAUUUCUAUUCUAUUCACUGGUGUUUCUAACUUCUUAAACAUGACUCGUGUUAACAGAUUAAUAUUCACCCCCAAAGAUUCUCCUACACUUGAUAUUUACUUCUCUGUUGUGCUGCGCUUAUCCUAUAAUAACCAAAAAGCAUUAAUAUAAUGUUGUUGUAAUUUUAAGUGACUUUUACAUUUGUUAAAAUUUGUCCUUAAAGCCCUAAUUUUUGUCUCCCACCACUUUUGAUUUCUGUGUCACUAAUAGAUAUGGUGUCAACAAGCUGGAAGGCAUGUUGAAGCCGCUUGUGGAAAAUGGACUGAAGUGUGUGCUGAUUUUUGGUGUCCCUGCAAAAAUCGCAAAGGUAUGUAAAGCUACAAGUGAGGAGAAAGACUUUACAAACACUCAGAUUGAAAUGUGUUUAUGUUUGGAAACAUAAUAUGAAGAUAUGAUUUCUUUCAUAGCAAAGUUUUUUGGACCAGGAGAUGAAUUCCUGCUGUGUUAUUAUUAUUAUUUUUGCGUCUCUUCCUGGUAGGAUGAAAGAGGUUCAGGUGCUGACACAGACGACACACCGGCCGUCCUGGCGGUUAAGAAGAUCAGGUCUUUGUUCCCAGAGCUGCUGGUGGCGUGUGAUGUCUGCUUAUGCCCCUACACAUCACAUGGUCACUGUGGUAAGUGUCUCUUUAGAUGGUUUACCUUAUGUUCAUUUCUCAUGCAGAGCAAUAGUAAAUGAGAUAAACUAUUUGCCACACAUAUUUUUUUUAAAAAGUUUUAUUUCCUCUUUGUUAUUUUUUUCUGGCAGGUAUCUUGAAUGAUGAUGGGACUCUGAACAAUGACGCCAGCUGCCUGCGUUUGGCAGAAGUGGCGCUGGCCUACGCCAGAGCUGGUAAGUCUUGCUGCUUUGUUUUGAAUCGUUGUAGGCCGUGAAGCAUGACAGUACCUUUCUUUCUUCUUUUGUGAACUCAGGACUAGAUGCACAACUUAGAAACAAAGCUUUGUUCUUUUUCGUCCUUUUAGGAAUGCUCAUAUCAGCACUCACAGGUUCUGUCACAUUUUCCUUUCCUGGUCAGACUCCUUUGUUUUAAAAUUUUCUUUUCUCAACGAACAUAUACCGUAUUUUUUGCACUAUAAGGCACACCUGAUUAUAAGGCGCACCAUCAUGUCCAUAUAGAUUCUCAUUCAUCCAGGUCAUGGUUUUCUUGAAAACUUAAAAACAGGCAACUGGAGUUCUCAACUCUACACAGCCCAGUUGCCUGUUUUUAAGUCUUCAAGGAAGGCGCACCAUCAAUGAACACGUCUAUUUGCGUCUAUUUUCAUACAUAAAGUGCACCGGAUUAUAAGGCGCAUUAAGCCAAAGAAAACAGUCAGAUAAGUCAAACUAUAUUUAACUCAUCCAAUAACUCUGCAAGGCUACGGUAGCUGCAGUGCUCCGACAAGCCAAAAGGAUUUGAAGUGCGCCUUAUAGUGCAAAAAAUACGGUAAAUGAAUCUUGCUCGAUAUUUACUAAAGGGUUGUUAUUAGUGAGGGAUGGGGGUUGUUAAUACCUAUUGAUACCAUUAUUGAGCCUCCUUAGUGAUGUGAGUCCUUAUCAAGUCCAUUAUUGAUACUUUUCUGUUAUUGGAUGGAAAGAAAAUAGGGGUGAGAGAAAAAAUCAAUUCAUAUAAGUACCGUGGUUUUUUGUUUUACAAUUUCUAAAAACGAUUUUAAGUCCAAAAAUUGAUUUUUCUUUUUUUUAAAUUGAAGAAUAAAUCUUAAAAACUGACUUACAUGUGAUGUGUAUUUUUUAGGGAAUUAUGGUUCCUGGAAUAGUCAGUAGACAAUCAUAAUUAUUCAACUGUUUCACUGGUGUUAAAAAUGCAGACUAAAGAUCGAGAAAAUCGACAAUUUUGUGGAACCGCAAUUUAAAUCACAUCCAAAAAAUUGUAGAAGAAUCGAAUCGAGAGAAAAGCAUAUCGUCCCAGCCCUAAAAGAAAAGGUGAUGGGCUAAUACAGUUCUAACAGAUUUGGUGGCUUUUGUUUCUCAACAAAUGACUGUUUCUGUAUAGAAUGAUCAUUUCAAUACAUUAAAUAUAGCUGAUGUGACAUGAACCCCUUUAAUAUAACAUACAAGUGCAAAUAGUAAAAAUGAAGACAUUUUAUUACCAUCGCUUAUUAGUCAUUUUGUUGGCCUGACCUUGAAGAUAUCACAUGAUAAAUAUAAAUCUGUGGCACAAAUCAUAACUUUGCACCGUCACUGAUGUUGCCCUGGUUACGUGUUGCAGGCUGUCACAUCAUCGCUCCCUCGGACAUGAUGGAUGGAAGAGUCAGAGCCAUAAAACAAGCCCUCAUAUCCAGUGGUUUGGGGAAUAAGGUAAAGUUUGUAGGCUGUAGGUUUACUCAUGGCCUUGUGGUUGAAGCGCCCCAUGUCUAGAGGCUGUAGUCCUUGUUGCAGCAGUUGCUGGUUCGACCCUUUGUUGCAUGUCUUUCUUCACUCUCUACUCCCCACAUUUUCUGUCUCUCUCAGCUGUCCUAUCUAAUAAAGGCAAAAGGCCACCAAAAGAAUCCAGUUAUUCCUUUUUUAAAUUUUUAAUAGACUAUGACAGUAAAAUAUGAUUUUUAGGACAGAGUUUUAAGAGAUUUAAACACAAUAAGACUGUUUUAAAAUGAGCUUCUUUGCAUUUGCCUCUUACCUUCUCCAGGCUUCAGUGCUGAGCUACAGUGCAAAGUUUGCCUCCUGUUAUUACGGCCCUUUCAGGUGAGUUAAAGCUGCAGGAUCAGGUUUAAUCAGAUCAGUAAAACAGCUCUUUGCUGUCAGACUCCACUGAGGCUCCCCUGCUGCGAUUUCCCACAGAGACGCUGCUCAGUCCAAACCUGCGUUUGGAGACAGACGCUGUUACCAGCUGCCUCCUGGAGCCAGAGGACUCGCAAUCCGCGCUGUUGUGAGUAGAUGUGUGUAUGUGUGGGAACUUUUUGUUUACAGGUGUAUUUUGGAGAAAGUUAAAGGGGAUGUUAUUGUUUUUUUUGUGCUGCAGGAACGAGAUGUGAGAGAAGGAGCUGACAUGCUGAUGGUGAAACCAGGUCUACCAUAUCUGGACAUUGUAAGAGAGGUGAAGGACAAGGUCAGUUUAGAUAUGAAAGGACAAAACUUCAACAGUGCAGUGUGGAAACAUGCGUCAUUGAGAAAACUAUCCUAUAAAAACAUAAUUUUCAAAUAUUAUUUUGCCUUUUGGAGGAAGUGUGGUAAAUCACCUUGUUUCCCUCGGGUCUCUUUUAGUUCCCCACUCACCCGCUGGCGGUGUACAACGUGUCAGGGGAGUUUGCCAUGUUGUGGCAUGGAGCGCAGGCGGGAGCGUUUGACCUGAAAGUUGCUGUGAUGGAGGCCAUGACUUCUUUCCGCAGAGCAGGUGAGCAGGAAGGAAGUGUGAGGGAGGAGUUCAUGCAGAGAACAUAUAAACACAUAAAGAUCAUGUCCAAACAAAACUGAACUUUCACUCCUACACAUUCACGAGGCUGCAUAACAUGUUCAGACAUCAGCUGGUGGAGGAAACUGUGAGAGCGCAAAUAUGUUUAUAUCAUGGGUAUGUUCAUUAAUAGAAAAUAGUCUAAUAAAUGAUUACAUUUUAUCAUAACUUCCCCCUCAGAACACUCUGCCCAGGUGCCUUCCAUCAUAUAGAGAUGAUAUGAUUCGCUACAAUACAAUAUGAUGUGAUAUAGUACAACAUGAUACCAUAACAUACAUCAUGAGACAGUUUGUAAGCAGGGUCAAGUAACACAUGUAGAAACCAGGAGACACCAGCUGGAUAUAAUAUAAGUUAAGUUAACAUGCAUAGUUGUGAGUCACCAAAAGGACUGAACAAAAUGACGGUAUUUGCCAACCUGUGAUUCGGAGCAGUCUGCUUGCUGUCUGGAAUUUCCGAGAGCUGCAGGUGUGACUGAGAACAGCACAGAGCAGAGACACACAUGUUUGUGUGAUUAUUUCUGUAUCUUAUUCCACUGAUUCAUUAUAAAGUCAGUUAACAAGUUUCUGCUGCUGAUGUGUUGGCACUCUGGGUCUGUUUUCACUCUCCACUGGUGACACUAUCUGUCACCAGUCACUAUCUGAUUGGCCAGAUGUCACUAAACAAUGUGACAUUGAAAGUGUAUCUGGUUAACUCUUAACUCCUGGAUAUGAUGUUGAAAGUUUCUGUUUAGAUUUUCUCAAGAUGUUAAAAGUUAGUGUUGGAACUUGUACUUUUUAAAAAUUCUUAAUUCUGACAGAAACUUUCUGUAAAUGCAUAUCCAUUUUAUUGUAAAUGUAUAUCAUUUAGUUGCCCCCCUGGCAUGGAGGAUGACGGGUAUGAACAACUGCAGCAAACAAAAGUAAAUAACUGUGUAGAGUUGUGACUUUCUUAAUGAGUUCAUUGGAAAAUAACACCAGAUCUGUUAGAUUUACAACUGUCUUUACCUGUAGCUCGAGCUCUCCCCUUCUUUUCCUGGGAUGGUCAUUUAUCUCAUGAAUGAAGGAAGUCUCGGCAUCUUAAAAAGCAGAAUGUAAUGGCAGAACAGCGGCUAGUAACGAUGAAAAGGUCAGCAGGGCUUGUAAGUCGUCAUUCAUGUUGAGUUAGCUACUGCGAGCCGAUCCUGACAGCAUGUUUUCUUCCAGGAAAAGCUCACAUGACAGGGCAGUGAUCAGUCGGCAAAGCACUAACUGACUAAUUAGACCUAAUCGCCAUUAACUUCUAUCUGCAUGUGAUUGUCGUUAUCAGUAGAUGUCAGUAACAUCUGACUUGUUCACCAUGUUUUUCUGCUUCCUGUAUCACAGGUGCUGACAUCAUCAUCACCUAUUACACGCCUCAGCUGCUCAGCUGGCUGAAGGAGUGAAGGACAGAGAUCUGAGACCAAAGGAUGGAUGGACCUACAGACGGAUCAACAGUCUGACCUGAAGAGUAGAAACCUGCUGUUGAGUCAGUCGUACUAACAAAACAGCACUAAGGGAAAAGGGUAUUAAAAGAACAAUCUAUCAAGUUAUUCUAGGCCUUUAACUGUUCAGUUUCCAGGUUAUAAAGCUUAUUUAGCUGGGCACCAAUGCUAGCUAUUAUCUUUUUCAAAUAGAGUCAUGUAUUCAACUUAUAACUAAAGUUAACCUUCUGAAGGGCUACCAUAGAGCUGAACGCUGAGAAUGUGAAUGUAGACAAUCUUGUUGAUGUUUCCUAAAGGAAAGUGUCUUUUUGUGUCACUGGGAGAAAUGAAGUCGGUCGCCUCUCUAAACUAAUGUGAUGAUAGAGAGUGUAUUUUUAUGCAUUAUAGCCAAACAGAUUUCUGACAUUCAUGCUGCUGUAUGAGCUGCAAGCUUUAGCACUGUCCUCGCCUAACAAGCUCUUAUUUGCUGAAAAUAAAAUUCUUAAUUCAGAG